Lycium ferocissimum is the source of this 1456-nucleotide messenger RNA. Its product is annotated as probable CCR4-associated factor 1 homolog 7. Gene Ontology annotation, cellular component: CCR4-NOT complex; P-body; CCR4-NOT core complex. Gene Ontology annotation, molecular function: nucleic acid binding; poly(A)-specific ribonuclease activity. The transcript is spliced from 2 exons. The record is from RefSeq and is a predicted model, not a curated record. Lineage: Eukaryota; Viridiplantae; Streptophyta; Magnoliopsida; Solanales; Solanaceae. The coding region runs from base 451 to 1278 and encodes 275 amino acids.
UCUCUCAUUUACUUCGUCUUCAUCUGCAUCCCUUUUGUUUAUGCAGAAAAAAUGGAAAAAACAAAACAAAACCAAUGAAAGAUUAUAUUAACAACUCUCUGAUUUUAUUAUAAUUAAAGAUUUGGAGUUGUGAAGGAGGUGGUCCAGACCCCUCACCUCACGCCAAAAUUACCCAAUCAUCAAUCUUUAUAAGAAGCUCAUUUUCUUGAACAAAAAAAGAAUAUUAUUAAAUAAAAAAAUCUCCAGUUCUUAUCCCUAUUAACCGCCUCAUAUUAUUUCCUUUCAUAAAUUUAAUCAACCCCACUUGUUUCUUAUCGAUUUAUGUUACAAAGUUCAAAUCUUUAUGUAUUACAAGAUCUGGUUUUGGAUUUGACGAUUAUCAAGAACAUUUUUGGGUUUGAGGAUUGAAAUUUUGUGUUUUUUGAUUUGGUGACUAAAAAGUUCUGGGAAAUGUCGCUUUUGCCAAAAAGCGAUUCGAUUCAUAUUCGAGAAGUUUGGAAUGACAAUCUGGAAGAAGAGUUCGAUUUGAUCCGAGAAAUCGUUGAUGAUUAUCCGUUUAUCGCUAUGGAUACGGAGUUUCCAGGAGUUGUUCUUCGACCUGUUGGGAAUUUUAAGAACAGUAACGAUUAUCAUUACCAAACAUUGAAGGAUAACGUGGAUUUGUUGAAGUUGAUCCAGUUGGGGCUAACGUUUUCUGAUGAAUAUGGGAAUUUGCCUAAGUGUGGAACUGAUAAAUACUGCAUUUGGCAAUUCAAUUUCUGUGAUUUUAACCCAAAUGAGGAUGUUUAUGCUAACGACUCGAUUGAGUUGUUGAGACAGAGUGGCAUUGAUUUCAAGAAGAACAUAGAAAAUGGAAUUGAUGGUAAGAGGUUUGGUGAGCUUUUAAUGUCUUCAGGAAUUGUGCUGAAUGAUAAUGUGUAUUGGGUUACAUUUCAUAGUGGUUAUGAUUUCGGGUACUUGUUGAAGAUCUUGACAUGCCAGGACUUGCCUGAUACUCAGGCAGGUUUCUUCAACCUGAUCAACAUGUAUUUUCCUGUGCUUUAUGAUGUCAAGCAUUUGAUGAAGUUCUGCAACAGCCUUCAUGGUGGAUUGAACAAGCUUGCAGAGCUGUUGGAGGUUGAGAGAGUUGGUGUUUGCCAUCAGGCCGGUUCGGAUAGCUUGCUCACAGCUUGUACUUUUAAGAAGUUGAAAGAGAACUUCUUUAGUGGUUCGAUGGAGAAGUAUGUCGGUGUCUUGUAUGGUCUAGGUGUUGUUGAGAAUGGACAGAGUGUCCAUUGAUGAACAAAAAAGUAAAAAAAUGUGGAAAAAAAAACAAAAACAAAAAAAAGAUAGAUGCUUAGCAUUUGUGUGUGCUUAUGAUGCCGCACUACUCUGUAAACUUCUGAUAAGAAAGUUUGCUCUUCAUUUAUGAUAUGACCCUUCUUUUGUCUAAAUUCAAGUCAUUCUAUUGCUAGGA